Molecule: messenger RNA, 1632 nt
Organism: Phytomonas sp. Hart1
Lineage: Eukaryota; Euglenozoa; Kinetoplastea; Trypanosomatida; Trypanosomatidae
Source: the annotation of a GenBank genome assembly
AUGAGGAGGCUUUUUCGAGAGCCAUAUACCUUUAGAUUCUCGCGCCUUCUUAUUUUGCGUCCUGAAGCGACGCUCGAUCCUUUGCGCUAUCCACUUGGUUAUGUUCCUUUAGACGAUUCUGAGCCCAUUGACAAUGUCUAUUCCUUGAUUAGGGCGGGCCAUUUUGUGGCUCCUUUAAACAAUAUUGAAACGAUUCAUAAAGUUUAUAUUGGGGUCCGAAGUUUGUGUCAGUCCGAAUACCCUCUAGUGGGUCCUCAAGAUAUUGUCAUCUCUCAAGUGAAUGAAAAGGAAUUGAUAAGUCGUAUUCUAAUACGGCGUGACUUCUGGGUCUUGGACGAUUUUAAUAAUCCUGAACUAAAUCAGAGCUUUGGAGUUCAAAAUUAUUAUUUUGAUAACUACAAAUGGUCACAAUUUCUUUACAGGCGAUUUCAGCUUUUUGCUGAAGAGUAUUACCCUAUUUCAGAGCAUUCCCAUCUACAAUAUGUGGAAUAUAUUGAGCUGAUUAAAAGUUUUUUUGUAUUUGAAGAGGGUGCAUCAGUCUAUCCAUUACUUCCCAAGGCUGUUAAACUACACCCACCGUAUGGAAUCAUGUUGCCUUCUCGCUCUUCGCUUGAGCCAAUUAUGUUGCUUAAGCAGUGGUUAGAAAAUUUUAGACCCACCUUAGGACUUAACCGAGCAUUAGUUGUGAACUGCGGCCCAGGGGUGGUACCUUUUACUCUUAAAUAUUUCAAUGUACCGAUCGUUCGUGGUGCCGAUCCACGUCCGCGAGCAAUCUCGAGUUGCCGGAAAGAUGCUACGACUCACCACAAACUAUCAGGUAUUAGUUUUCAGACUGCAGAGCUGUUUCCUCCACUGGAUGAUUUCAACCCACGAAAAUAUGACAUCAUUGUGUUCUAUCCCGAUGAGGAAAUUGUUUCUUCACUAACUGAUUACGCUAGCAAGUUUGCCCCUGGUAUGCAAGGAGUUGCUGGAAGAUUGGAGGAAUUUUUUGAAAAGGCAUCUGACUUUCUAUCAGAGACAGGAGUAAUUGCCAUAUGCUGCACCAACUUGCGUUCUAUUUUGAAUCCGUCCGAGCCGCAUCUUAUUGAGUAUGAAAUCAAGCAAAAUCGGCGUUUCGUAUUAUUAGAUUACUAUGAUGCCCCAAUACGUUAUGGAGGAUUUCUUCGACACCAGUUUUCUGGCCCAAAAGUCUCCGUGGUUUCGUCUUUGAAAAAGAAAAUGCGUUCAGAAUUGUGGAUACUGCAUAAGAUUACUUCAAUUCAUAAGUUUGGGUUCUUCCACCAAAUUCCUGGUGCGAAACCACCACCACAGAGCCAUGAAUGGGGUAGGCGGAAGGCGAGUCUUCAGCGUCAAAAACAUCUCAAAAAUUACGUUGAGAUGAUCGGCGGAGACUGGAAUGACUAUAAAAAACGCUUAAUUCACAUGCUUCAGGAGUCAACUGAUGAACCCGAGGAUGAUGUUGCUGAGGCGGUUCGCAUGGCAUUGGAUCCGACCUAUCCUUUACACCUUUCUCAGCUUGCGAAGUUGGCGAUUGAGGAAAACUUGAAGGAAAAGGCGCAGUUUGAUCACCGAGUUUUGAGUGAUUAUCUCGACAAGUCACCCAGGGAAUCAUUUGACUCCAAGUUUCUAUAG